AUGAAGAAACAACUAAGCCUUGAUAAUAACCCGGAAGAUAUUCUAUCAGCCGAGUCACAAGCCGGCGAGCUCUCCUUUUCCGAGCCAAUCCAGGAUGAUGCUGUGUUCGGCGAGAUUCGUGAAGGUGAUACCAAUUACCGUAAUGUGAGAUCCCUGGUGAUGUGUGUCAAAGCUAGAUCUACUGACAUGAGCAAGGUGAGCUGUAUAGGAACCGUUGCCCUUAUGCUGAAAGUCCAAAUCGGCCUUGGCGUCCUCACAAUACCCAGCUGUUUUGAUAUCCUUGGGAUAGUGCCCGGAAUUAUCGUCCUUCUUGCAAUUGCAGUGACGACAACCUGGUCGAACUGGAUGGUGGGCGUGCUUAAGAUACGCCAUCGUGAUGUUUAUGGAAUCGGCGAUGUCGGGAAGAUGCUCCUUGGGCGCGUGGGAUAUGAGCUAUUUGGCGGGGCUUACAUGCUAUACUAUAUCUUCACUGGUGGUUCUGCCCUCUUGAGCAUCUCAAUCGCCUUUAACGCGCUGUCUGAUCAUGGAGCGUGCACUGCCAUUUUUGUGGCUGUUGCUGCCAUCAUUGGCUUCACUUUCUCUAGUAUCCAGACUCUUGCUCGUAUAAGCUGGCUUGCCUGGGUAGGAGUGUCGUGCGUUAUCAUUGCCGUAUUCAUCGUAACCAUUGGUGUUGGGAUCCAGGGCCAUGCCCCAAUGACUGCGGGCGUUAUCCCGGAACCCGACUAUAAACUCUUCGGCAACCCAAGCUUUGUUGAGGCCAUGACUGCCGUAUCCACGAUAACUUUAGCCUACGCCGGGGCUCCAGCAUUCUUUAACAUCGUCUCCGAAAUGCGUGACCCACGCCUCUUUACUAAAUCCCUAGCCAUAUGUCAAACUAUUGUCACUGUAAUCUACAUCGUGGUCGGGACAGUCGUAUACUAUUACUGCGGAUCCCAUGUUGCCUCACCAGCUCUUGGCUCUGCCGGACCCUUGCUCAAGAAGAUUAGCUAUGGCUUUGCUCUACCGGGGCUGUGUGUUUCUGUGGUCCUAUUCCUUCACUUGCCUUCCAAACACAUCUUCAUGCGCAUUCUUCGAGGCUCUAGACACCUCACCGCACAGACCCCGACGCACUGGAUUGCCUGGAUCGGCUCCACGUUUAGUAUAACUGUGAUCGCGUACAUCAUCGCCAGCAGCAUCCCCGUAUUCAGCGACCUUGUAUCACUUGUUGGUGCUCUUCUAGCCACGUCAUUGUGUUUUCAACCCAUGGGGUUUAUGUGGCUAUACGAUAACUGGAAACCGGGUAAGCGAGAGAAGUCUAUAAAGUGGUGUUUAUGUGUGGCUUGGUGUGUGUUCAUAAUCCUGACUGGGGUGUUUUUGACGAUUGGGGGCACUUAUGCUUCUGUAGUGAGCAUUAUUCAGUCUUACCAGGAGACCGGAGGAUCAUCGGCCUGGUCUUGUGCCGAUAAUGAUAACUAA
This is a messenger RNA of Aspergillus welwitschiae, 1455 nucleotides long. Its product is annotated as transmembrane amino acid transporter protein-domain-containing protein. The record is from RefSeq and is a predicted model, not a curated record. The transcript is spliced from 4 exons. Gene Ontology annotation, molecular function: amino acid transmembrane transporter activity. Gene Ontology annotation, cellular component: vacuolar membrane. Gene Ontology annotation, biological process: amino acid transmembrane transport. Lineage: Eukaryota; Fungi; Ascomycota; Eurotiomycetes; Eurotiales; Aspergillaceae. The coding region runs from base 1 to 1455 and encodes 484 amino acids.